AUGGUAUUCAAAAUUUACAUCCAAUUACUUCUCCAAUUAGUUCUCACCACCCUCCAAUCCCACUCCGCCACUUCACGCAUCUCUAUCCUCCAAUCCAACUACCACAAUCUCCGUCUCUCCUUCUCCGUCAUUGACUUCGGCGCCAUCGGAAGUGGCAACUACUAUGACACCAUCCCUAUCCAAUCUGCAAUCGAUGCAUGUGCCUCUUCCUCCGCCCUCCAUGGCUCUCACUGCCUUGUCACCUUCCCACCUGGUAAAUACUUAACUGCAACACUGUACUUGAAAUCCAGGGUCUUUUUGAUUAUCCAAAAAAAGGCCACCAUAUUGGGCGGCCGUAGAUUGGAAGACUACCCUGAAAAAUAA
Fraxinus pennsylvanica is the source of this 363-nucleotide messenger RNA. The record is from the annotation of a GenBank genome assembly. NCBI's taxonomy places the organism in Eukaryota, Viridiplantae, Streptophyta, Magnoliopsida, Lamiales, Oleaceae.